GUUCACGCGCUCAUUUGGUCGAGUUGAGUCUCGUGAAUCAAGAGCAAUGGCUCCAGUAACAGUUAAACGCGUUUUAAUCAGUGAAAGUGUCGAUCCGUGUUGUAAAACGAUUCUGCAGGAGAAUGGCAUUGAGGUGACGGAGAAACAGCUCAUGAGCAAGGACGAGUUGAUUGCAGAAAUUCAGAGUUACGAUGGUUUAGUCGUCCGAUCAGCAACCAAAGUUACAGCCGACGUCAUCAAUGCUGGCAGUAACUUAAAGAUCAUUGGACGGGCCGGAACAGGAGUCGACAACGUGGACGUGGAUGCAGCAACUAAAAGAGGCAUCAUUGUCAUGAACACUCCUAAUGGAAACACAAUCAGUGCUGCUGAACUCACCUGUGUACUUCUGAUGAGCUUGUCAAGACAUAUUCCUCAAGCUGUCAUGUCAAUGAAGGCUGGAAAAUGGGAUCGUAAAAAGUUCAUGGGUGCAGAGUUGUACGGCAAAGUUCUUGGAAUUGUUGGGCUUGGAAGAAUCGGCAAAGAGGUGGCGGAAAGAAUGCAGUCCUUUGGAAUGAGGAUCAUUGGCUACGACCCCAUCACCCCUUUGGAAGUUUCUGCGAGCUGGGGAGUGGAGCAGAUGUCUCUGGAGAAACUGUGGCCACAGUGUGAUUAUAUCACAGUCCACACUCCACUCAUGCCCUCCACUACAGGCCUCCUCAACGAUGCCACAUUUGCAAAGUGUAAGAGAAGUGUGAAGGUGGUGAACUGCGCUCGUGGUGGAAUCAUCGAUGAAGCUGCUCUCCUGCGAGCUCUGGAGUCGGGCCAGUGUGGAGGAGCGGGGCUGGAUGUGUUUGUGGAGGAGCCUCCAAAGGACAUGGCUCUUGUGAACCAUCCUAACGUCAUCAGCUGCCCUCAUCUGGGAGCGAGUACCAGUGAAGCCCAGGCUCGAUGUGGGAAGGAUCUUGCCCUGCAGAUUGUGGACAUGGCCAGUGGCAAAGCUUUAGUGGGAGCUGUGAAUGCUCAGGUGUUGGCCAGUACGUUCUCUCCUGACUCUCAUCAGUGGAUCAGGUUGGGAGAGUCGAUGGGUCGAGUGUUGAAGGCCUGCACUGCGUCUAAACAAACCUACUCUCAGGUCCAUGUCACAUCACUUGGGGAGUGUUUAAAGAAGUCCACUGGGUUUUUGAGCUCUGCAGCUGUAGUCGGACUGCUAACUGACAAUCUUCAGAAUGGACCCAACUUGGUGAAUGUGCUGCCCCUAGCUGCAGAGACUGGAAUUACUGUGAAGACGGAUCAUAAGGAGUCACAUGACCAUAAGGCCUGUGUGGUGGAGGUUUUCGUGAAUGGCAGUAGCUAUAAGGCUGUUGGCUCGGUACAGGCUGGAGUUCCAGUGCUGCUGCAGCUGAAUGGAAGUGUGUUUCGACAGCCUGUUCCUCUCACUGGACACCUGCUCUUCUUCAAGGCUGCUGCCUGCACUGAUCUCCUGCUCUCGGUCACUGGAGUUUUGGCUGCUGCAUGUGUGCAAAUGGAGUCAUUUAGCGCCUCUACUGCCAGCAGUGGUGACCAGUGGAACUGCAUGGGAAUAUCCUCGCUGCUUGGGGACAUUGGUGCCUUAAAGUCCUUUGUGAAAGAGGUUGCACAGCUCUCUCUCUAUGAAUGUCUGUGAAUUAUCCUGAUGGGAACCACUUAACAUUCCAGCGUCUAAAGCUCUAGCCAGCCUUAUGGUUUGCCAUUGCUCUCUAAUAUAUUGUUUACUAUAACACUACAUAACAUUUCCUAAAUCAAGUGUGAAAAAAAAAUAGUAUUUUUAUAUUACUUGUUUACUAAAACCACUUAUUUGUAUUGCAGAAAUGUGAAUGUGUUGGAUUAAACUCAAAUAAACAUCAGUGCUUCACAAUCGAGUGUUUUUUUUUUUUUUUUUCUGUUAUUCUACAAAUGGGGUGCAAUUUUUUAUUUUUUUUUUUUUUUUCUCUUACAAAUGACGAUGAUUAAAUAUCUGCUUAAAAAAUUUAAUAGGUGUAAAUGCAUGCAUUUUCUAAUCAAAUGAGCAAAAUGCUGUAUGUUUUUAAUACAUUUUUAUACAAGACUUUAUUGGCUUUCUUGUGUUUUCAAGUUCUUGCUAUAUUGGAAAAUAUGCUAUGAUGCUUUUGAUAAAAACAAAAUCUAUGGAGAAUAAAGCUAACAUUAGGAGUAUUAUCUAUGAUAACUAACAUUUUUAAAUAUAAUAUAUUAUUAAAAGAUUUUAAGUGGUGUCCCCAGAUAAUAAAUUAAUACUGUUGCCAUCAUAUUGUCCCA
Xyrauchen texanus (razorback sucker) is the source of this 2271-nucleotide messenger RNA. Its product is annotated as D-3-phosphoglycerate dehydrogenase-like. The record is from RefSeq and is a predicted model, not a curated record. Gene Ontology annotation, molecular function: NAD binding; phosphoglycerate dehydrogenase activity. The coding region runs from base 47 to 1642 and encodes 531 amino acids. Gene Ontology annotation, biological process: L-serine biosynthetic process. NCBI's taxonomy places the organism in Eukaryota, Metazoa, Chordata, Actinopteri, Cypriniformes, Catostomidae. The transcript is spliced from 12 exons.